GUUGAUGCUGGCAGGGUUGGUCUUGUAGAGUGCAACGCUGAUCCGCCGAGAGCUGCCAGGGAUGCAAUCCACCCAAAGGAUGGAAGCACAAGUUGUGACAUUGCUUCUGCCGAGGACCAAGAGAAGCUGGGACCAGCCAAGACCAAGAAUGUUCAUGCCGUGGAAGAUCAGGAGGCGCUGCUGCCAGAUGUCAUCGUCAGAACGAGUGAAUGUACAGAUAGCACUGCUGCCGAAGAUCAAGACAAGGCACUGCAGCAAUGUGACACUCGUGAAUUGGGAACAACCAAGAAAGACGGUGAUGCCAGGGAUGAUCAGGAGGCGGUGGAGCAAGGUGUCAUCGACAAAGAGGGUCCAGUCAUGAAUGCUGUCAAAAAUCAUCAAGUCGCGGGGCAAAUAGUCAUGGCUGGAAUGCGCGCUACCGUAGAUGAUAUUGCUGUCCAGGAUCAACACAAGGGAUUGGACGCCACUUAUGACUUGGGAGCUGUCGAGAAUGGUGAUGCUGCGCAAGAUCGGGAGGUGGUGGGGCAAGGUGUUGUUGGGAAAGAGGGUUUUACCAUGGAUGAUGAUUCUACCCAAGAUCAGGCGGUGGUGGACCAAGGUAUUGUUCACAAGGGCGGUUUAACCAUGGAUGACAUUUCUGUUGAAGAUCAAGCAAGAGUGCUACAUUCAGUGAAUGAACAUAAUAAGGUGGAGAAUCAAGGUGUCAUCGACCAAAAUGGCAGACACAAGGAUGAUAUUCAUGUGGAGGAACAUGACUAUCUGAAGGAACAAACCAUUGAUGCUAAUUGGGGUACAUUCAGUGAUUCUACUCAUUCAGAAGAUCAGAAGAAUAAGGCUGGGCUGUACAAUGGUGAUGAACAGAUAGCACGCAAGGACAUGCAUGCUUUUCACGUGAAGAGGAGCUUUUUGGAUCAAAGGACCGGCGACAAACAGGGAGCAAAAAAGUCUGAUUUUACUGUUCAAAAGCACAAGGAUGCAGUAUGGCGUGUUUGUAAUGAACGGAGUGCACCUGAUGAUGAUCUUGGUAUGGACAAGGCAGCUUCUCUGAGUAUCGGAGCAAUUUCAUCUUCUGAGGUGGUUUCAUCCACGGCAAAUGGCAGUGAUGUUGGUAUAGGGAAGAAGGAGAAGGUUAAGUUUCCCGUUAGUUAUCCGCAAAGGCCUGGGAAACUCAACUGCCCCUUUUACAUGUCAAAAGGGAGCUGCUCAUACGGGUUCUCAUGCCAAUUCCAUCACCCACCAAUUAAAGCCAAGUCAGAUGGUACACGGUGUCCCUCUGAACAAGGAAAUCCUGGCGUUGCAGAAAUUCUUGAACUCAACAGCAUUGGCCUCCCCAUACGAGAAGGAGCAAGAAGUUGCACAUAUUAUAUGCGGAAUGGUGCUUGCAGAUAUGGCAAGCACUGUCAUUUUAACCAUCCAGAGCAUGUCGUUGAUUCUCAGUUCUAUGCACCAACAGAGUCGGAGGAUAGUGCUUUGCAAUUGGAGAAGUCUUCUGACCACCAUACAACAGUAGAUGAUACAUCACACUUGAAGAAAUCUUCUGAUGAUGCAACCUUGGAUGAUACAUCAUACCCAGAGAAGUCUUCUGACCAUCCAACCUUAGAUGACACAUCAUCUAGCACAUGGGUCCUGCCACCAAACAUAUUAAGAAUGCUUUUACCUCCCCAAAAAAUACCGUCCAGUACAGAAGCAAAGGUGAUACCGGCGAAAAAGGAUUCAAAUUGGUCAUCUACUUCAGAUAAUUCUGAUGGUUGUUGUUCAGCUGAUAGUUCAGAUGGGCCUUUGUGUAAGCAGGAGCAUGUGGGUAGUACAGAUGGACCUUUGUGCAAGCAAGAGCAUGUGGAUUACCCUGAGAGGCCUGGCAGACCAGAAUGCCCCUUCUAUAUGAGAUUUGGUGAUUGUAAAUUUGCAUCAGCAUGCAAAUAUCACCACUCGAAAGACAAAUACUCAACUAGAGACAAUCUGGAAGUUCCAUCACUGGGAGGGGAACAGACAGAAUAUCCUGAGAGACCUGGGGAACCAGACUGUCCUUUCUAUAUGAAAAACCAGUUCUGUAAAUAUGAAGCACAAUGUAGGUUUAAUCACCCAAAGAAUUCAAAUCCUACAGCGCAGAGCCCAAGAAAUGCAAAAAUUUAUGUUGCCACUAAUGGACAUCGUCAAUCUGCCAGAAUCACACUAGAAGACUAUAUGCCCCAGCAACAGCAGUAUCCUGAGAGACCUAGUCAGCCAGACUGCCAGUACUACCUGCAAUUUGGGAAAUGUAAAUUUCUGUCUGCAUGUAUAUUUCACCAUCCAAGAGAUGGACUUCCUGUUGGGCGGAAUCCCUCAGGUCCAGCUCACUCUGAUCAGAUUGGACCUGCAAUACAUGACAUGCCAGACUGCCCAUUCUAUAUGAAAAGGGGGAAAUGUCAAUUUGGAUCAGCAUGCGAAUUUCGUCAUCCCAAAGAUAUAGGUUCUACUACAGAGGUAGCAAUGUAUCCCCAAAGGCCUCGUGAACCUGAGUGUUUGCACUACAUGAAUCAUGGCUUCUGUAUGUUUAAGAUGAAAUGCAAGUACCACCAUCCAGCAGACCGGCUCUCUAGUAAACAUUACGACUCGACUAGCCACUGAACUCGUCCCCCAUCUACCACUCGAGUAAAGCAGUAACAUACUGUUUACCGGGCAAAUGCUAUCACUGCAAGCAUUGUUCAGUUUCCAGGUGCUACAGCUAACUCAAGCUGGUAUGAAGGGAGGACAAGGGUCUGACAUCAGCAAUUGAGCAUAAGUCUGGAGCUAGUCAGUCAUUUUGUUUUUGGUCUAUGAUGAGUAGUACUCCCUCCGUUCUUUUUUAAUUGACUCAGAUUUAGUACAACUUUGUACUAAAUUUGAGUCAAUUAAAAGAGAACGGAGGGAGUACUUACUAGUCAUGUACUCAUGUCUGUUCAAAAGGCACUCACACCUUAUCGAUUAGCAGCCGCUCAAGCUAGGACAAUUGUCUGGUGCAGGCAGACUGCAAACUGUAAUCUGGAUAUCUUGGGAUGGCCUUGCUAUUGCCAUCUAGGUAGAUGUAGC
Molecule: messenger RNA, 3048 nt
Organism: Lolium rigidum
Lineage: Eukaryota; Viridiplantae; Streptophyta; Magnoliopsida; Poales; Poaceae
Exons: 7
Coding region: 358-2607 (749 amino acids)
Molecular function (GO): mRNA binding; metal ion binding
Source: RefSeq, a predicted model, not a curated record